AUGUUUGGCAUGUUACUGGCCGUUGGAGUAGUGCUACAUUUAAUCGUAAAUGUUAUCGGCACUUCCAUCUUCUUACUUGCUAGUUCUAGAAAUUAUCCUGGUGGUGAAGCACUCACUUCUCUCCAGUAUUUGCGACAUUUCAGUCGAAAUAAACCACUUUCCGUCUAUAUCGACAAUUAUGCUGCUCAGACUGGUGUCAGUAGAUUCUUGCAGUGGUAUGAUGCUUGGGAGUAUAAUAAAACCGAAAAUUUGGAACCAUCUCAACUUGCACGAUUCGAUUAUCUGUUGAUUGGUUCCUACACGGAACCUGAUAUCGUCAACUUUGCCGCACGAAAAUUCUUUUCCACUCAUCGUGUUUUAUAUAAUAUUGAAGCAUUCCAAGGAAUUGAUUUUGGGAAGAUGCAGUGGUUCCCAUAUUAUUGGCCUAUCAUAAAGCUGAAUGCUCAGUUAGUGGUGUUGGAAAAAUUGCAUUACUCUGAUACAUUUUGA
This is a messenger RNA of Brugia pahangi, 489 nucleotides long. The record is from the annotation of a GenBank genome assembly. NCBI's taxonomy places the organism in Eukaryota, Metazoa, Nematoda, Chromadorea, Rhabditida, Onchocercidae.